AUGAGAAUAUGGGCUGAUGAGCCCCCUAACGAGAAGUUGGAUAGAGAUGAUGAGCCACCAGCAGACUCAGUGGAAACUAUUGCAGAAUGGGCUGAUGAGCCCUCUAGUGAGAAGUUGGAUAGAGGUGAUGAGACACCAGCAGACUCAGUAGAAACUAUUGCAGAAUGGGCUGAUGAGCCCUCUAACGAGAAGUUGGAUAGAGAUGAUGAGCCACCAGCAGACUCAGUAGAAACUAUUGCAGAAUGGGCUGAUGAGCCCUCUAGUGAGAAGUUGGAUAGAGAUGAUGAGCCACCAGCAGACUCAGUAGAAACUAUUGCAGAAUGGGCUGAUGAGCCCCCUAACGAGAAGUUGGAUAGAGAUGAUGAGCCACCAGCAGUCUCAGUAGAAACUAUUGCAGAAUGGGCUGUUGAGCCCUCUAGUGAGAAGUUGGAUAGAGAUGAUGAGCCACCGGCAGACUCAGUAGAAACGAUUGCAGAAUGGGCUGUUGAGCCCCCUAACGAGAAGUUGGAUAGAGAUGAUGAGCCACCAGCAGACUCAGUAGAAACUAUUGCAGAAUGGGCUGAUGAGCCCUCUAAAUGGGCUGAUGAGCCCUCUAACGGGAAGUUUUAUAGAGAUGAUGAGCCACCAGCAGACUCAGAAGAAACUAUUGCAGAUUGGGCUGAUGAGCCCUCUAGUGAGAAGUUGGAUAGAGAUGAUGAGCCACCAGCAGACUCAGUAGAAACUAUUGCAGAAUGGGCUGAUGAGCCCCCUAACGAGAAGUUAGAUAGAGAUGAUGAGCCACCAGCAGACUCAGUAGAAACUAUUGCAGAAUGGGCUGAUGAGCCCUCUAGUGAGAAGUUGGAUAGAGAUGUUGAGCCACCAGCAGACUCAGUAGAAACUAUUGCAGAAUGGGCUGAUGAGCCCUCUAACGAGAAGUUGGAUAGAGAUGAUGAGCCACCAGCAGACUCAGUAGAAACUAUUGCAGAAUGGGCUGAUGAGCCCUCUAACAAGAAGUUGGAUAGAGAUGGUGAUCCACCAGCAGACUCAGUAGAAACUAUUGCAGAAUGGGCUGAUGAGCCCCCUAACGAGAAGUUGGAUAGAGAUGAUGAGCCACCAGCAGACUCAGUAGAAACUAUUGCAGAAUGGGCUGAUGAGCGCUCUAAUGAGGAAUGUUUGGAAGCCACCUCUACCUUUGCAGCAUAUUGUCGUUUUAGAGCUUCUCUUAGUUGUGGCCUUAUGAAACUAACGCCCUUAAAAACAGGACCAUUUCCGAUCGAAACAGCCUUUAUCGUUACAGGCCCACCGAAGAAGAGGGCCUUUACUCAACGGAAGGUGUGUCCUAUUAAGGCGGCCGUCAUAGUCACAGGCCCUCCAAAGAUAAGAGCAUUUACUCCAAAGAAGGUCUGUCCCAUUAAAACGUCCUUUUGUGUUACUGAACCACCGAAGAAGAAGGCAUUCACUUGUAAAUUUUUUGUACCAAGUAAAACUUAA
Messenger RNA from Schistocerca serialis cubense, 1470 nucleotides. RefSeq names its product protein IWS1 homolog. NCBI's taxonomy places the organism in Eukaryota, Metazoa, Arthropoda, Insecta, Orthoptera, Acrididae. The record is from RefSeq and is a predicted model, not a curated record. Bases 1 to 1470 code for a protein of 489 amino acids. The transcript is spliced from 3 exons.